This is a messenger RNA of Asparagus officinalis (garden asparagus), 972 nucleotides long. RefSeq lists its product as uncharacterized. Lineage: Eukaryota; Viridiplantae; Streptophyta; Magnoliopsida; Asparagales; Asparagaceae. The record is from RefSeq and is a predicted model, not a curated record. Bases 330 to 800 code for a protein of 156 amino acids. The transcript has 3 exons.
AACUACCCAAGUAACACAGGUUGUCUCCAUUUUCUAGGAGAAAAGCAUCCAAUAGUCACGAUUCAUGACAUUAAUCCUAGACCAAUUGAAUAACAAUCCCCAAAUUAGUGCACAGAUUUUGAAACCUAGAAAUCCGAGGAUUGAUACACUAGUGGAAAUAGGACAUUUGCUGACGGCAACAUCACUGACGGGAAAAUCCCGUCAGAGAUGUUUAUAUCGCUGACGGGAAUUACCGUCAGUGAUGUUGCCGUCACAAUUUCUUAGUUGCCGUCAGCGAUGUAAACAUCGCUGACGGGAUAUGAACAUCGCUGACGGGUAACCCGUCAGCGAUGUUGUUCCAAAAAUUUCGCUGGCGAAAUUUUCCCCCUCCCCUCGUUAAAAAUUUCCCGCCUUUCCCAAAUCUCCCUCUCCUCCCAAAUCGCUACCCAACCCCCCAAAUCUCCCUCCCCUCGAUGACGCAAUUUUCCCCCCUUCUGUUUUCCUCAAACACGCUCAAAAUUUUCCAAACCCCGCUUCUGUUUUCCCCGUCGACAUCGCAAAAACUCGGCUCCAGCUCCAUGGCGGAUCCCGUCGUUGGGUAUGAGCAGCUCAGGAGCGUUGCUUGGGAUUCUGUGAUCGAGAAGGCGGUCGCUGGUGGAGCUUCUAGGGUUUUUGCUCAGAUUUUUCCCCCUCAUGUAUUUGAUGGCAGCAAGGUGGUGAGGCUCGGGAUCGUACAGGUGCUGACGGUGAUCUCGCAGAAGCAGAAGCCGGGUAACUUCUUGAUGACUAAUGCAACAUGGAUCUUUUAUGAGGCUUCCUAGAGAUUGCCAGGAACUUGCUGUCUGUUCCCUUUAUUACAUGUCGAGCUUGAGCAACUACUAGAUCGAACACUCAUUGGCACAUGAAUAUAUAACUAAAAUUUCUCUUGUUACGUAUGACCAGUCUUGUUACGUGUAUAAGCCACUGCCUAAAGCUUCUUUUCAAAUUUCUGUC